Molecule: messenger RNA, 372 nt
Organism: Populus trichocarpa (black cottonwood)
Lineage: Eukaryota; Viridiplantae; Streptophyta; Magnoliopsida; Malpighiales; Salicaceae
Exons: 2
Coding region: 1-372 (123 amino acids)
Molecular function (GO): endopeptidase inhibitor activity
Source: RefSeq, a predicted model, not a curated record
AUGGCGACGAGCUUUUCGGAGGCAACAUUAUACACAGCUCCAGCCCCCGGCCGUGAUGUAGUUUUGCUACGAAACCCUUCUGAUAGAGGCACCCCGGUGACAGCCUCAACUAAAUGCGAGACGGGAACAGCAAUCACGGAUUCCGCCUCUGUAUUCAUCAGUUUCAAUACCACCUCUACCUGUGCUGAAUCAACCGAAUGGAGGUUUGAAGAGAACGGAGGUUUCAUGACAAUUGGUGAAGGUAAGACCAAAACUGAAUUCAGGAUUAUCAACAAGGGAUGGAGAUUUGGUAACGGCUACAAGCUUUUAGCCAUGUUCUUUUCUGAUUUUGGAUUUGGAACGGGUUAUGUUGGGGUUGACUACAGCGAUUAA